Molecule: messenger RNA, 918 nt
Organism: Haliaeetus leucocephalus (bald eagle)
Lineage: Eukaryota; Metazoa; Chordata; Aves; Accipitriformes; Accipitridae
Gene: TCF24
Product: transcription factor 24
Exons: 6
Coding region: 1-918 (305 amino acids)
Biological process (GO): regulation of transcription by RNA polymerase II; developmental process
Molecular function (GO): protein dimerization activity; RNA polymerase II transcription regulatory region sequence-specific DNA binding; DNA-binding transcription factor activity, RNA polymerase II-specific
Source: RefSeq, a predicted model, not a curated record
AUGGAGCGGAGAGAACGUACUCGCUCUUUGCGUACUCGGCUCUGGCGUUCCCGAUCUUCUCCUUGUCCGUGUGGGCAGUUUUCAGCAGCGGUUUUUGGACCACAAGCUUUGGGAGACUCCGUGGUUUACCGAGGGCGCAGCACCCAGCGCGGGCAUCCUGACCGCACCAGUGUGAAGAGCGACGCUGCCCAGCCCCGGUGCGUAACAAACGCGGUCUUGGCGCCCGCACCACCGCGUUUUGGCUGCAGGCCCAGGAUUUCAUCCGAUGUAGGCGUGAAGCUCCUAAAACAGAAAAUCCUACUUCAAGGCGCGCCUGAGGAAAUGAGGUUUUUAGAAAGCGUUCGCUUCGGCACAGCGCGGCGGCUGGCUUUAGAGAUGCUCUUCUUGGUUGCAGGGCCCUCCCCACCGGGGAAGUCACCAAUGGACUGUGGACACUUAGCUGAGGGCAGCGAGGAGAUCUCCAGCCCGGGCGUGGAGCCCGAUCCCCUGCUGCCUUCUGCGGCCGGCAGCAAUUCCUGCCCGCCCUCGGCGGUGGGACAGCGGGCCGGGGCACCUCCUGGCAGACCCGCCGCCGCUAACGCCGCUCGAGAGCGCAGUCGGGUUCAAACCCUGCGCCAUGCCUUCCUCGAGCUGCAGAAGACUCUCCCCUCUGUGCCGCCCGACACCAAGCUCUCCAAGCUGGACGUGCUCCUCCUGGCCACCACCUAUAUCGCACACCUCACUCGCAGCCUUCAGGAUGAGGAAGAGUCACCGGGAGAGGCCUUGGGUACCCUCCGAGGGGAUGGAUACCUCCACCCUGUCAAGAAGUGGCCGAUGCGUUCCAGGUUAUACAUUGGAGCUACAGGACAGUUUUUGACUCACUCGGCACAAGGAGAAAGCGCAAACCAAGGAGAAACAUCAACAACUUCACAAAUCUGA